Molecule: messenger RNA, 1925 nt
Organism: Prionailurus viverrinus (fishing cat)
Lineage: Eukaryota; Metazoa; Chordata; Mammalia; Carnivora; Felidae
Product: vitamin D3 hydroxylase-associated protein-like
Exons: 15
Coding region: 63-1925 (620 amino acids)
Biological process (GO): fatty acid catabolic process
Molecular function (GO): fatty acid amide hydrolase activity; amidase activity
Source: RefSeq, a predicted model, not a curated record
AUCCUCCUCUCCACUGCUUCCUUUGCCUGUAGGGAGCUCCUGGAACAAAGAGAAGAUGGGAGAUGAGUCCAGGAGGGAGAACCAAUUGCCUGAGGAGGCUGGAAUCACAAGGAAUGUGGCCUUGUGUUGGAGUCAGCAGUAAGGGCCCAGCUAGGGGAACAGAGGCAGAGGAGCCAUCCCUGGACCCCAAGCCCAUCCUGGAGCUGCCCCUGGAGACACUGGUCCAGAAGCUGCAGGAUGAAGAACUCAGUGUGGAGAGCGUCCUGUGUAGCUACUUAGAGGAGGCACUGAAGGUACACCAGGAGGUGAAUUGCCUGACGGAUUUCCUGGGUGAGUGUGAGGAGCAACUGCAGGCAUUGAAGAAGCUUAGGAAGACUGAGAGAGGCCUUCUUUAUGGGGUCCCUGUCAGCCUCAAGGACCCCUAUGACUGCAAGGGCCAUGAUUCUACAUGUGGUCUGACCCAGUUCCUGGAGAAGCCAGCGGCCAAGGAUGGGGUCAUUGUGCAAGUGCUCAAGGCUCAAGGAGCUAUUCCCUUUGUUAAGACCAACAUCCCUCAGACACUGUACAGUUUUGAUUGCAGCAACCCCAUCUAUGGACAGACUCUGAACCCUCUGAACUUAAAGAAGACACCAGGGGGCUCCUCAGGGGGUGAGGGAGCCCUGCUGGCAAAAGGAGGUUCCAUCCUGGGCAUGGGUACUGACACUGCUGGCAGCAUCCGCGUGCCAGCCAGCUUUUGUGGUAUCUGUGGCUUCAGGACCACAGGAUACCGCCUCAGCCUCUCUGGAGUUUCCAGUGCUGUCAAAGGCAAGAUAUCAGUGACUACAGUGGCUGGCCCCAUGGCCCGGGAUGUGGAGAGCCUGGCCCUGUGUCUGCGAGCCCUGCUAAGUGAAGACAUGCACCGACUGGACCCUACUGUGCCUUUUAUGCCCUUCAGGGAGGAGGUAUACUCCAGUAACCAGCGCCUUCGAAUUGGCUUCUGUGAAACAGAUGGCUUCACCCAGCCAUCUCCUAGCAUGGCCAGGGCCGUGAGGCUCACCUCCAGGCUGCUCCAGGAUGCGGGACAUCAGGUCAUCCCCUUCUCCAUCCCCCAUAUAAAGUAUGCUGUCAAACACCUGUUCGAGGGGGGUCUGUUUGCUGAUGGAGGGGCCACCCUUCUGGAGAAGCUUGAGGGGGACAUUGUGGACCCCUGCAUAAAGGGAAUGGUCAACUGGCUCCGCCUGCCAGAUCUACUCAAGUGUUUCUUGGCCUGGAUCCUGAAGUACACAGAACCCCGAGCUAGCCACACUUGUGAAGAGAUUCGUGGAGUGGGGACUCCCAAGAAACUGUGGGAGCAGCACGCAGCAGUGCAGGAAUAUCAGCAAAAGUUCAUAGCCAAGUGGAGGUCCCUGGACCUGGACGUGCUGCUGAUGCCAGCUAUGGACCCCGCCUUCCAUAUAUGCUAUUCUGAGAUAGGAACAGAUAUUGCCUCCUACACGGGCCUGUACAACAUCCUGAACUUCCCUGCUGGCGUUGUGCCGGUCACCACUGUGACGCCGCAGGACGAGGAGGAACUGGCCUUCUACACGGGAUACUACAGAGAUAACCUCUCCAACACGGGCGAUGACCACGCGAUCCACACCAUCGGACUCGUCGUAUUGGUCACCAACAUCACUGACGAAUUUCGUGCUCCAGCUUCCCCGGCCCAAGGACGCGGCUGCGGGGUGGAAGGCGCCUGCCGGGCAGGGGCCUCGCCCGGCCCAGCCCGCCGACCCGCCGCGGGCCCCGCUCCUUCCCAGGCGCCCCCGCGCCGCCGGCGCUUUGAAGUCCCAAUCCGGCAAAUAGAGUCAAUCAAUUAUGAAGGGAACAAUCUGGCGGCCCCUCGGGGAGCGGCGGCCGAGCGAUCCCGGGGGAUUAGGCCGCAAAUCGCGCUGAGCCUCCCUAAGUGA